Lymnaea stagnalis (great pond snail) is the source of this 17492-nucleotide messenger RNA. The record is from the annotation of a GenBank genome assembly. NCBI's taxonomy places the organism in Eukaryota, Metazoa, Mollusca, Gastropoda, Lymnaeidae.
GUGUGGUUGUGUGCGUGUGUGUAUUUAUCUAUUUGUAACAGUAACACAUUUGCAAUUUUGGUGGAUUCGCAUGCGGCUGUCUGGGUAAAAGAAAUGCUUUUUUUUUAAAUUUAGGGUAUGUUUUAACAAAUUGAAAUUUCGCAAACACUUAUUCAAAUAUAUGUUCUACAUUUCGGUAAAAUGCAAAAAGAAAUAUUUCUUCAGAUGUUUACAAUUUCAACAGACACAUUAUUUUGUUUAGUUGUUGUUAUUUUAGAUUAAAAAAUGUAUUUAGGUAAAAUAAAAGUAAUUAUUAAGUAAAAUGUGCGCAUUCAAUUUUUUUAUUUUAGAUCGAUCUCUCAAAAAAAAAAUUGAUUAAAACAAUUUUAGUGUAGAAGCUAUAGGCGAAAUUGUUGGGAAAGAAUAUUAUGAUGUGUGUUUACGAGUUUUAAUUAGUUUGAUAACUCUCUUCCCUCAUUUGACUUGGUGACGUAUUUUAUUAUCAUUAACGUAUUGUCUAGUUUGUAUUGUGACGUACACCCGCGGCACCGGUUGGCAAUCCUGUAUUAGCUUGACGAUUAGGAGGUGUCGGACACAGGAUUCCCCCCAAUUUACCCUGGAAACAGGACCACUAUUGCGUGUCGCACGUGGGCAGAUAAGGGACAUUUAUGGUACUUGCCAGAAAAAAAACAGCACCUACAGGUCUGCAAUUGUAACACUUUACAACUGGAAGUAAAGGCAGAGACAGGGCAGGGAAUAUUAUUAUAAAUUGACGCUAAUAGAUAUGAGGCACGAGGCUAAGUUGGAAGCUUCUAGCUGAUGAUUCUAAAUAUGCAGCCCUAAGAAAGUUGAGAGAAACGGACACGGUGGAGGAACUAGUUCAUGAGAUGGGCAGAUACAGAUGGGACAUAAUAGGUCUGUGACGAAAUGAGAUGGAAAAACUUUGGAGAAAUAUCGACUCAAUAGGGCCACAUACUGUAUUUUAGUGGACGGAAGGACACACACGAAAAGGGAGUUGGAUUCCUCGUCCACAAAAACAUUAAGAACAGUAUUAUGAGCUGUCGACCGGUUUCGAGCCGACUCAUCACUUUUCGAUUAAGGGCAACACCGUUCAACAUCACCAUCGUGCAGACGUAUGCACCAACUACAGAUUAUAAUGACGAAGAUGUGGACGACUUCUACAAACAACUACAGGAUGUGCAAAACCAAAAACCCAAGAAGAAAGUUCCUGUUUUUCAAGUUGAUUGGAAUGCCAAAAUAGGAGAAGUUGGCUAUGAAAAUGGGAUAGGGAUGUACGGACGCCACUGUAACGCAACUUCAAACGAGAGAGGUCAGAGGCUCUUGGAAUUUGACGGCAUCAACAAAAACAUGUCAACACAUUGGGUGCACAUAAAACGUCCAGGAAAACGAAACGGCACAGCCCAAAUGGGCCACCAUGAGGCACAACAACAUCAACAAAAACCUCACAAAUAUGAUAUGCAACCUCUAUGAUAAGGCCACCAGUUCAGUCUUCCUCAACAACAACAUCGGAGAAUGGUUCAAGACCACGGCUGGAGUACAAGGCUGCUUGCUCUCCCCCACCCUGUUCAACAUCUUCCUAGUGAGAAUUAUGUCAGAUGCUCUGGAACCGCAGGAAGGGACAGUCAGCAUUGGUGGCAGAUCAAUCACUAACCUCCACUUUUCGGACGACAUAGUCGGACUGGCUAGGAACGAAACGAAACAGCUAUCCUGGUAAAGCGUCUCGAUUAGACCUCAUCGUCUUACGACAUGCUAAUCAGUGCUGAAAAGACAAAACUGAUGAGAAAAAAAAACACAGGCAUCACCAGUGAACUUAAGGUCGGGGAGAAAAGACAAGAGACUAUAGGCUGCUUCAAAUACCUAGAAGCAAUAGUCUCAGAAGAAGGCUCCAAGCCCAAACUGAUGUCAAGAUUGCGCAGACUAAAACAGCACUAAAGAGGCUCAAGAAAAGAUGGAAUGACACAAAUAUAGCCCCCAUUACAAAAAUGAGGCUGAUGUGCUCAUUGGUCCUCUGCAUUUUCCUGUAUGCCUGCGAAUCCUGGACAUUAGCUACCAAUUUUGAAAGGAAAAAAAAUGCGAUGGAGAUGAGAUGCUUCAGAAACAAUUUUGGCAUAUGCUAUAGGGACCAUAUCUCCAAUGAUAGAGUGAAAAAAAAAGGUUUGCCAGGCAAGUGGGGAUUACGUUGACCUAGUGGUAACUGUGAAAAGACCCAAACUACAUUGGUACGGCCACGUGACAAGGAAAUAAGGGUUUGCCAAAGAAAUAUUGCCGGGCACCACAAGAGGAGGAAGAAGAAGAGGAAGACAAAGAAAAAGAAUGGAAGAAAAUAUCAAAGAGUGGACAGGAAUAACACUGGGCGAUGAUGUGCGUGGCGCAGAAGAUAGAGGCGAAUGGAGGAGGAUAGUUCACAUGUCAUCUGUGGUGCCCCAACGGUCCAAGCACUGGGACAUAUUGAGGAUGAUGACGAAGAAAGCUACUCCUAAUCAAAAGCUACUUCUCAAACUAGUUGCGGGGUGAAACUCCUCUGUAGAACCCAUUUAAAUGUUGUCCGUCUGUUCCCCGGAUGGAUGAGUAGGAUAUGAUUGACGUUAGAGUAUCAUCAUGACUCCCUGGGAGAGUCGGCUGCGAAUGCUUUAAAGGCAUCAGUUUCGGUCGACUGGACAUCCCCGAGGGGGUGAACCUCCAUCUAUAAAUCUGAUUGAGUGGGAAUUGGUUGGCCUGAUCAGGACGGUGGAGGAGGCCCCCGCACGGUCCAGCAUCGGGGACAACAGGCGUUUGACUGUGCGGAUGUGUAUGGGGGGAAUUAAUUGCUCACGCUUGAACGCCCCCCGACGCAAUUUCACAAUGUUACAUAUUUAGUAUUUGGACGUUUUGUUUUUUUUGUCUGGCAGUCGUUAAUGGCACUUUGUUAAAGAAGACACAUUAUCACAUAGGGAUCGGUAUCCCUAUGGUGUCACGAUCCCAAUUGGAUUCAAGAUUCCAAAUGGUGUUGGGAUAACAAUGAGGUGGGAUAGGGAUAGUACUAGGAUUGAAAUAACGAGUGGAUCGGAAACAAAAAGUAUUGGAAUUCCACCAGUGUCGGUAUCCCUACGGGGUGGAGAUCCCUCUGAAUAAGGGAAUAACAUCAGAAAAUUGGAUCCCAUCAGAAACGGGAUACGUAGGAAUUUUUCUGGGAUAUGAACAUUUUUACAAAAGCAAUUAUACAUUUGUUUUUUUCUAAGAACAAAAUUAUUUCUUUUCAUUUUUUACAAUAGUUGUGUUUUCCGUUUACUGGAGCUAAAUUUAAAUGUUAAUUAACAGGCUGCAGAAGUUUUGUUUUUCCGAAUGCAAUCCCUUGCAACGCCGGAUAUAUUAACUAGUAUGUAUACAUAUAUAUAUAUAUAAAUGUAUAAAUAUAUAUAUGCAUAUUAUAUACAUACACAAAUAUUCAAUUAUAUUUAUUUAUAUAUAUAUAUAGAGAUAGAUAGAUAGAUAAAUAGAUAGAUAGAUAGCUAGAUAGACAGACAGACAGACAGACAGACAGACAGACAGACAGACAGACAGACAGACAGAUAGAUAGACAGAUAGAUAGAUAGAUAGAUAGAUAGAUAGAUAGAUAGAUAGAUAGAUAGAUAGAUAGACAGAUAGAUAGAUAGAUAGAUAGAUAGAUAGAUAGAUAGAUAGAUAGAUAGAUAGAUAGAUAGAUAGAUAGAUAGAUAGAUAGAUAGAUAGAUAGAUAGAUAGAUAGAUAGAUAGAUAGAUAGAUAGAUAGAUAGAUAGAUAGAUAGACAGACAGACAUAUCGGUUUUUAAAAAUAAUGAUAUCACUGCUCGACAUUGGUAUCGUACUAUUCAUUUAGGUUUUUUUUAAAUUGCAUCAUACGGCAUAAGACAAUUGUUUAAAAAAUUUUAGUCAAGUGUCAAAGUAUCGAGAAGCAUUAAUAUUAUCAUUACAAUUAAGAACAAAUGUUAGUAAAAAAUUGUUGCAAGGUUUUGUGGAAGAUAGCUUUGAGCAUCUGGGACCGGAUUGAUAGUGCUUAAUAUAAUUGUGUUCGUAUGUAUCAUGGAAGUUUUUCAUACAUUUAUCUUAAUAAAAUCACAUGUAAAUCAAAGUCCCCCACCCCCUAAAAAAAUGGAGGGAAAAAAUGCUAGCUUCUUCUGCAAUAAAUGUAAUUUAUUUAAUUAAUAUUUUAAAAUGCAACAUUGUUAAAUGUACUAAUUUGAACUGCACAAUCGUAGUUUCCCAUAAGCGAGAAACAUAAAACUGUUUCUUUUCAGAGAUGACGCCAAUAAGUUUAGGUUUUAGUCUUUAUCAUAGAAAUUAUGUAGACGUAUUUAUCAAAUUAGACUGCUCUUCAGAAAUAUCUUAAGUACUUUAAGUAGGAGAACUGUUAAAAAUUUAAACAAUAGGCUGAAUCUUCUUUAUUUUAUUGGGAAGUAGACGGUAUAAUAAUUUUUUCACACACAUGCUGAACUAUGUUAGGAGUAAUUUUAGAAAUGGAUAACGAAAUUAAUAAUGAAGGGCCAUGUGUACCUAAUUUGUGAGCCGUAUAAUGCGGUCCACUGCUUAAGAAGAAUGAGUCUAAAACAGAAAGAGCAAAGUGAGUCAGGGCUAUUCAUACAAGCAAGGCAAUAACCAGGACCAAAGCAUUCACAUCAAUCAAUAUUUUCCUGAUCAUAAAUUUAAAUAUUAGAAUUAAUUUAAAAACAUUUCAGAUACUUUGAGUUAAAAGUCAAAGAAGACCAUUUGCAUUUUGUCUAGUUUUUUCCCCUUUACAUUAAACUGAUCAAAAGUCAUUUCUUAACUUAAAAUUCUCUUUACAAAAACUAGCUAACAGUUUUUUUUUUUGUUUUUUUUUUCAAAAGUAAAGAGAACGCAAAAUGUACAAACCAACUUUAACUAUCACCGGAUGUGUAACUACAGUAAUCUAUCUUUAUAUCUUCAGUUGUAGUACAGGUAAGUACGCUUUGAUCUGAUUAAGUAUAUCUACAUUUUAAAGUAUCGUGAAUAUUGUGCACAUCCUACUAUAAUUAAAUGUAUAUGAAAACAUUUAUGGAUAAAUAACAUAAUCAUUCAAAUUAGAGUUAGGACGAUAAUUAUUUUAUUUAAAGUUAAAAUCAGGGCGUGGAAUCGAUCAUCACAUUUGCUAAAGGACAUUGAUUGUAUACUGUUUAUAUCCAAUAAAAACUUUUUACUAUAGUUGAUAAUUGAAAACUUGAACGAGAUUUUGCAAAAAAAUGUAUAUCAUACUCAUCACAAUUUACAAUUAUAUUUUUUUUUCCUUGUGCUUGUGUUUGUAUAAACAUACAUCUUGAACUCAUGGACUUAGGAAUUUCAGGAUAAGGAACCUACAGUUAAUAGCGUUAAAAAACUCAAACAUAUUAAUUAUUAAAUAGUAUUAUUGGUAAUCUCUUAUUUGUUAAUAUUCUCAGUUUGAAUUUUUCUUUUUAGCUAACAAAUUAUAUCGGUCUGUUUUUGAAUAAUCAGAAAUCCAAAAUAUGGCGAUGUGUUAAUGAUUUUUAGCAUUUAAUAUAAUUUCAUAAUAAUCUGUUCAUAGGCUUAAUAUCAUCUAUUUUAUUUUCAUAUUUUUAUGGAGUCCAGACUCCUCACAUUACGAACUAGAUCUAUUCACGACUUGAUGCCGUUUGAUUUGUAUGCCAUUGUUACAAUAUAAUUAUUUUCAUGCAAUUUUUACUCUUGUCUUGUUUACAAGACCUAUUCAUUUUUAAAAAAAAAUGGUUUUCUAACAAACAUACAGUUUUCCGAAUCACGGUUAUAUAUAUAUAUAUAUAUAUAUAUAAAUAAUAUAAAUAUAAUAAAAAUAAUAAUAAAGAUUAUUUAAAAAUCGCCUUUCAUCCCCAAAAGCUCGAAGCGCGGUAUAUAUCACACUGAAGUACAAAAUUCAACAUUACAAAAGUACAUACAAGAAUACCCAUUUUAAAAUCCAUUUUGACACAGGCAAAAUAUACACUUAUGCACAAUAUUUUAAAAUUCCGGAAAAUAUGUGGUCUACAUUACUGCAACCAGUUAGACCGGAGGGGCAACAGAAGUCUUUGUGUCCUUGAACGCGAAAAAGCGCGGGAACUAUAACCUUAUGAAAUCUUUAAUAAUUACGGCUUAUGAAUGUGUCCCUGAAGCCUACCGUAAAAAGUUUAGGGAGCUGUGGAAACGUGAUGGCCAGACUCAUGUUGAGUUCCUCCGGGAAAAGAAACGGCUCCAUGGACAAGUGGCUGCACGCAACCAACACUAAGACAGACUUCAAAAAGUUUAAGAACCUCAUUCUGAUGGAGGAGUUUCAGGAAUUGUGUUCGUACUGAGGUGCUAAUAAAUAUUGAAGACCUUGGUGAAGGUGACGCACAUGAGGCAGCAGUGUUAGCUGAUGACUUCACUUUAUCACAUCAACUCUCAAAGAACCCAUCUGACACCAAACUGACAAGCACAAUAAGACAACAAAAUCAACUUACAGUAAAAUCCACAAAAAUUAUGCAAGACUUUUACAAAAGAAACACAUGCAAAAGACACAUGUGCCCACUGUAAAAAAGAAGGGCAUACGAGGGAUGAGUGCUGAAACUUCAAGAAGAAACAUGAGAAGACCACACAUACUGGUACACAACACAAAGUGUCCGUUUGUACGUCUCGUCAUUUAUCUGGAAACACAUUUUCAAAAUUCAAAAGUUGCUGCUCUCCAGAUGUCCAUACAAACUUCAUAGAUAUUUGUCACGACUCAUCAAAGAGUUUCAAUAUGAACAAUAAGGCUAGUUUUACUGACUCCAGCCAAGUUCCUGCUUCGACUGCAAGUUGUAUGAACUUGUUGCCAAGAUUCUUUUGCUCCAAGAAGAGGUCUACCUUCAGAGGAUGUCUUAAUAAGGACUUGUGUACAAGUUUUGAUGACCCUACCCAGAGUUUUACUUCCUCUACCCUAGCCGAAUCUUCUCAAGACUCCAACACGAGUUCAACUACCAAGAUCCAAACUUUUACACCAUAAAAUACUGAUGACAUACAAGACGUCCUGUUUUUCAUAUCGGAAGGAUUCGUAUCACUGCAAGAUGAUUUUUACAGUCUACGAAAAAUCAAAAUCUUAAUAGAUACAGGUGCUUUGCAGUCCUUGCUACUUCAUGGUAUACUUCCCUCGUCUGAAUCUACCGCUACUGGGAGCAACAUCCUCUUACGAGGUGUAGAGUUGGGAUGCAUAGAUGUACCUUUACAUCUCAUCAGCCUCAAAUCAGACUUAGUCUCCGGACCUGUGGUUGUGGGUGUCCGACCAAAAUUACCAUUGGACGUCAUCUCGUUGCUGCUAGGCAAUGACUUAGCUGGUGGGAAGGUAAUAGCAGAAAGAAUCGUGACUCAUGCACCUUGUUUCACUGAAUAUAAGGAAGAAGAUAAAGAAAUGUAUCCAGCAUGUGCUUUAACAAUAUAUAUAUUAUAUAUAUAUAUAUAUAUAAUUAAUAAUAAUAUUAAAAUUGAUCAUUUUAUUUUUUGUUGGUAUUUUUUUCAAUUUUAUUUCUGAAUAAAAUAGUCAUAAAAACCUAUUUUAAACAUUCAAUAUCUUAUUACUAAUCUACUCACAAAACCUGUAAAUAGCAAUGAAGCACGCACCAAAAAAAAAAAAAAAGAAACUUUAAUUAUUUUUUUUUAUACGAUUAUUAAACAUAUUAAUUAUCUCAGCUAUUUAAGUUAUCUUCUUAUAAUUUAGGAGUAUCGCUUAAGAAUAUUUUAUAACCUACAUUUUAUUUUUUCGUCACUUAGUUCAAGGCCAAUCAGUGACCCUAGAUCAAACUUCUGUAGGAAGUGUUUCUACUUGUUCAAGUGGUCUAAGAGAUGGACUGGACUUUUAUAUAUUUAGAGGCAUUGUUGAUGCUACAACAGCAAUGUUUUCAAACUUUAUUGAUUUUUCUAUCAUGACUGAAUCUUCAAAUAGUUUUCAAUAUGUAAGUAAUUAAAAGAAUUAUUUCCUGUCUUGUAUGAUUUUACAAAGGGAAAAUGUCUUAGUGGAAAAUUUUACGUAAAAACAAAAGUAAUGAAAAGAAUAAUAAAUGUACAGUCCCAAUGUAUAAUCUCAAGCAGUGUUUCUUUCAGCAACGGCGUAGCUAUGAGGAAAGACGGGAUGCGGACCGCUGCGUUUGACACCAUCUCAGUUGUGAUACUAAUUGAAAAGUUCAAUAUUUAAAGAGUACAUACUGCUUGGUAGAUUCGCAUUUCAGAAAAGGAUAAACGAUCACACGUAAAUUUUCCUCAUACUUAUCCAAUUUGUGCUUUACUAACUUUUAUCGUUAAGGGUUCAACAAUGAGGCGAACCUAUAAUAAGAUCAGGAAAACAUUGCUUUGACCACGAUUCAAUGCUGAUCGAAGUGUGCGUUAACUUUCUUAAGUGACAGUAAGCUAUAUGUAUCUAAAUUCUGAGAAAUAAGGCUAUCCAGUGGUAUUAAACGCAAUGUUGUCGGGCGAUUCUAACAUAGUAGUUUUAAUGUAAAAAUAUCUCUGACAUCAUAUUGUAACAGCUCUUAAAUAAGUGUACCUCCUGACGUAUAAUUAAUUUGUUUUUAUUAUUUACAUUGUUAGACUCUAGACUUAUUUUUAAAAAAAGGCAAUCCAUCUAGGAAGUCGGAGGGGGGACGUCGGGAGUUUACUGCACUGGUUGACACCAAACCUAGCUACGCCAUUGUCUUUAGGCAUCAAAAAUGUUUACAAAGAUAAAUCGAACAUAUAAUUUAUUUAAAUAAACUACUAAAUGUUCAUUAUUAAAUCCUUUACACAAACUUAUAUUUUAUUUAGUGCUAACUGCCUGUUUAGCAACAUUUUCAGAUAAUGUAUUGAUCCUAUUCCAAUCACUAUAUUAAGCUGAAUUUUUGCACAUAGACACAAUUCUAUGACAACAUAUUUUAUUAAAUGUUCAGCCCACUGCCAAAUAUAUGGCAUCCUUCCAUCUUCGCGAACAGGGAUUUUGUUCAGCUGUAGAUCGGGGGGGGGGGGGGUCGUAGUGCCCCCCGGGAAAAGCCAAGUGCAUCCCCGGGGCUAAAAUAUGUCCAAAAAUAAACCAACUGCCACUACUUGCACUCCCCCCUCCCAACCAAAAAUUUGAGUUGUCCCCUCCCCCCCUGAUCGGGGGGGGGGGUCGUAGUGCCCCCCGGGAAAAGCCAAGUGCAUCCCCGGAGCUAAAAUAUGUCCAAAAAUAAAUCAACUGGCACUACUUGCACUGCCCCCUCCCAACUAAAAAUUUGAGUUGUCCCCUGCCCCCCGUGGGAAAAUUUCACGAGACGAUGGUGUAGCUUUGUAGGAGACGGUGCUUCUUUCAUCGUUAUAUGCGUUUAUGUAGACUAAUAGACAGUCCAAACUCUUAACAAAAGUAUGAUAGACGAUCAACCAGCCCAUGAAGAUUCACACCAAACCAACCUCUAAAAAUCGGGUUUUCCUGUUUUAUCUAUGGAAAUGAAGCACAUUAUAAUUUCAAGAAAUAACAUUCUCGACCACUGCGCUCAUUAAAAAAUUCUCUCAAGUCUAUUUGAGGGGUAAUAUUUUCUUUCGUUUCGUCUGAAAUAGUUUGUGAUAAAAAUAAGCGAUUACAAUAUUAAUAUUGUUUGGGGGCGUGAGAAAAAUGAGCGGUAACCAACCUAAGUAAUGGGGACUACUAAUGGAGAUUCUUAUAAAGUGUAUUUAUUUAUGCAUUUUUGUCGAUUUUUCAAUCCUAUCCUGAUUGCUUAAUAUUACAUUGUAAAAGAAUUUAUACGAAAUACUUUGUUUUAAGAGUUGUUUAAUUAAAACUUAAUAAAAAUAAUGCGAAACAAGAGAAUCAAUUUAUUGAUGACAUAUUCAAUAUAUUGGAUGAACCAAAUAUUUAAAACAAAUCAAGGCACAGCAACCAAUUCAAAAUAUAUUUUUUUUAAUACGCUGUCCAAUCAUUUUAUUUUCAGACACGACGCUAUUUCCCAUUGUUCACAUAUUUAAAAAAUGUUAUGUAUUCAUUGUUUACAAACAGUAAUUCUUUAAGGCAUUUGUUCGUUUGGAGUAGAAAAUGAACCUCUCACCAAACCAACAUGAAUACCCAGCAAGUCAGUUAAACUAUUAAAUGUUCUCUCUCAUUAGGUACCUUUACAAUCUGGCUGGUUGUUUAGUGAAUAAUAUAGCAGUAAUAAUAUGUUAUAGAUCAUUGUAUUCAGAAUUGAAUGAUCUAUUAUUUGAUACCAUUUAUGAGAUCGCAGUUAAUUUGUUUUUUUAUUUAUGGCCAAAAGUUUAAGAUUUUAGUUUUGCUAAAUUUUUAGAAAAACGUAAACAUAACAUAAACAGGUAGAAGCAAAAAAAGUUCAAAUAUUUUUUAUAUUCAUUAAUGGCAUCCAUUUGUACAACACAUAUACAAAUUUCAAGCAAUUUUACCAUCAUUUGUAUUAAUUAUGCCACUUUAUAAUAUUAUAUUAUUAUAUUAUUAUAAUACUUCCUUUUUUUUUUUAAAGUCCAUUUUUAAAUUUUUUUUUUUUUUUUUUUAAAAAAAGUUAAAGAAAACCAGGUAAGUACUUCAUGAUAGAAAUACAAUUACUAUUAGCAAAUAAUAUAAAGCAAGGUGAAUAAUGUUUACAUGUUUUUAUAAAAAUUAUAAAACAUCGGGUAAAAAUAACAUAUCAGUAUGAAAAAUAAAAACUAAUUUUUUUCUUUUUUUAAAGUACAUUUUUAAAUUUUUUUUUUUUUUUUAUUAAAAAAAGUUAAAGAAAACCAGGUAAGUACUUCAUGAUAGAAAUACAAUUACUAUUAGCAAAUAAUAUAAAGCAAGGUGAAUAAUGUUUACAUGAUUUUAUAAAAAUUAUAACACAUCGGGUAAAAAUAACAUAUCAGUAUGAAAAAUGAAAACUACUUUUUUUCCAGAAACUCAUUUAUAUAACAAUGGCAGGAUAAAAUUUUCUCUCUAUUUUAUAAACAUAAUAAAGAUGUUCACUUUACAUUAUAUAUUGACUGUAAAUAACCAUUGCAGUUUUAGCAUGACAUUGCUAUUUUAUAAUCAUUCAUAGUGAAGUGGCAGAAACAUGUACAUUGUCAAAAAAAUUUUGUCACUGCCUGAUUAAUUCUAUUUAGGAACUAAAAAGAAUCAAGCCAUAAGAUCUUUUUUUCAUUUUUCAAGACAAGCAUUUUGUUUUCUUCAGAUUAAAAAAAAUAUGCCUAUAUACAAUCCUAACACUUGAAAACUAAAAUGAAAGAAGAAUUCUCUUACCAGUCUUGGCCGCCGUUGUUUUCUUCUACUAAUUAUAUUGUUGUUCACAUUAUUUGUAUUUUUUCCAAGGCAGAUAUCUUUUAUCCAAUAAGUUUAUCACGGUCCAAUCAACCAGACACAUUAGUUAAAUUUAGCUUAGCUUACUAUAACAGAACCAUUUAUAUUGUUUAAAUAUUGAAUCUGCCAGAGUCAAUAGUUCAUUUACCAUUGUAUUAUUCAUACUGAUAUUAUGUUACAUUUAUGAAAUCAGUAUGUAUUCUCUCCUGCUUAUUUUGAUUAUUUAUUAUGCUUGAUCCAGUAACAUAUUUGCAUGCACUUACUUUUCAUCAGGUACAGAUGAAAUUAACUGUACCUGCUGAUCAGUAGUUUACUAUGUUUUUUCUCAUAGAAGCAUACCAUAUAGUUAUAGGUAUGUAUGUUGGCCUAAAACAAAUUAUGACUUCCAUUAUCCAGUAAAUAAACACAUUCAUAUCCAGCAACAGAUCCCACAAAUGGGGCUUUUACGUUCUAAGUCAAAUGAAUGUUAGAAAAUAUUGUUUAUCAGCUGGAAUGUCCAGUAUUAAAAUCGAGUAGGCUUAGUUGCCAUAAUAUUGCAGCUGUAAUUAGUGUUUACAUUUACAAACAACUCCGGCCUUGUUGAUGUUAACUGAAUUUGAAAUGGGAUAAAGGUCAAUGUACUCCUUCUCUUGUCUUGUUUUAAACAGGUUUCAGUAAUUAGCUCAGGUCAUAUGACAGGAAUACCAGUGUCAUGAUGUUGGUUUGUCUAAUAUCCUAGUCAGCACUCUGAUACUCUGAAACUAUAAUCAAAUAUAAGCAUUACAUAUAGGCUUAGGUCGUAUAUUUAAAAAAAAAAACUGAACAAAACUAAAUACAUUAUUCAAUUAAAAAUAAUAAAAAUUCUAAAUUAAGAGACGUUUUUAAUCCAGACUAAAAUAUAGACCUAAAAUUCAUCGCCUCUUCUAAGGGCAUUCAAUGUAAACAAAGGAAAUUUCAAACAACUAUGACUAUGGAAAAAAAAAUAUAAUAAAAUAUGUUGUUGAUAUACAGAAAUAACAAAUGUCUAUAAAUAAGCUUAAAUAGUUAAUUUCAAUAAUUAUGAUGUCCACUGUUACAGUAGAUCAAUGUAAACGUAGUUUUUUCUACUAAUUCCACAAAAGUUGAGAGCGUUUUGACUCGCCGUAACAAAGAAAAUAAUCUUACCGUUGAUAGCAAACAUUCCAUCUGGAGAAAAUAAACAAAAUCAUCAGCAGUCAUGUCUUUUUCUGUUUUUUAUCGGACUAUUGGCACGUUUAGACUUUAAAUAUAAUCACCAACAAGGUUGGAAGAUAAAUUCGGAGACUAUUAGUCACCCAUCGCCAAACUUUUACAGCAUUGGCAAUAUGGCCGACAAAAAUCGCGUCAUUGACAAAAAAGAAGCACGAUGCUGGUGCUUUUUUUUAAUUAAAAAUCUAAAUUUACACUUAAAAUUGAUAUUUUUUAAAAAUGUAUCCAAAAAAUUAUAUUUGCCCGUUAAAAGUAACUUUGGUAGGUAAAAAUGUGCUUAAAAAAUCAAUGAAAAAUCCAUCACCCAUCCGUGGGUGAAUAGUCCAGACAUCGUACCUUGAGAUUAAGUUCCUGAGAAAAAAAAAGUGUUUAAAAAAAUAAGGACAAUAUUUUUAAACAAAACGAAAAUUGUCAUUUUUAUUACAAAAAUUGAACGUAAAAAAUUUCAAUUCAAUCUUAUAAAAUGAGAGCAAUGUUGGAAGCCAAAAAUAAUCUUUAACCAAUGUAUGUUUGAUGUUAUUUAUAUAUUAUAUUUAUACAUUUUUAUUUUGCAGCUUACCUAGGUUACAUACUUCCAAUAUUUUGGAAAGUGUGUUCAGAAAAAAUCAGAAUUUAAAAAAAAAGCUUUACAUUGCAUGAUAUGUCACUAUAUGUUGAAUUAAUUCUUGUUAACUAUGAAACAUUGCCAAUUUCGAUUUGUUUCAAAUAUAAGAUCAACACUUAAACUAGGACAAUGUCUGAAAUUUACAUUGUCAUCAUGUUUAGCAAACAUAGUAAUUAUUAUUAUUUUGUUACUUUUUUUUAAAAAAGUAUAAAAGUUGUCAUAUAUUAUUAUUCAACAAAACAUUUUUUUUUGUGGUACAACUUAGGAUAUGUUUACUAUGGUAAUUAUAAUUGGUACAAUUCUUUUUUUGUUUUUGACAAUCCUCUUUUGUAAGGAAAUAAAUAUUCAUUUUACUUAUUAUUAUUUCUUUUUAGUAAUUAAGAAUUUAAAAGAAAUAAAGAUUUUAAAAUAUAUAUUAAAACAAAAACACUAUUUUGUAAACACUUAAAUUAUAGCAUGUGUAUACGCACAUAAAUGUUAAAGAAAAAAUUGUUAGCUGUUUAGUUAACUGUUUAAUGAUGCUAAACUAUAUUGAGGUAUACGCUUGCGUUGAUUACUGUAUUUUUAUUUUAUCAAAAUGUCUUUGGGACGACUAUAUCACCCACUCUCAGCCCCAACUCGCAUUUGCCCGGGAGAUUUCAACAUACUUGAUUUCAGUUUUUACUCAUUUCCCAUGACUAUCAAUGACCCAGUGUGGGUCGAAAAUUAGUAAAAUUUAAAAAAAAACAAAAAAACACUGGUGUGUGCCACAACUGGAGCAAAUUCAAGUUAUGCAUGGAAACGUGUUUUUAAUAAAUAAUUUGAGAUCUCAAAGAAGCCCAGAUUACAUAAAAUGUCCCCUCACUACAUCAAUUUUAUUUUUUCUGAAAGAAACGCUGAAUUUAGGUAUACGCAAAGCUGCAUCACUGAUAUUGAGUUUUAAAAAAAAAAAUUACUGCUGAGAGAUUUCGUCCCCCUUUUAUUUUUUCAGUAGUCGUGCACGUCCUAACCUUCUUCCCACCUAACCUACUCAAAGUGACAAAGUCUGCACCUCUAACAAUAAGUCACUGGAUGUUAGUAAUCAAGAUCAUUUUAUUUAACAUACAAAUGCAUUGGUUUCCGUUAACGUUUAAUAUAUAUUUGGACUAUCUGAUUGAAGUGAUAAAACUUACUUUGAGCCUAAAGCAUAUCCUCAACAAAAACUGAAUUUAGUUUAUGUUGCGAGAAGGUGUAACAUGUAAAUGAUCCUGGUCGCUUUUAUGCUUAAUUUUGUUCAUUUCCAGAGAUGUAGCUUGGGAAUUUGCAAUUCUGGGCGUGUGUAUACUUUUGCAAUCUCUUAACAACGAUUUAACUCUGCAGCAAUACUGAAAUGCGAAAUUUCAUCAAAGGAAAAAUAUCCUCCUGUGGGACGACCGCCAAUUGUGACCACCUAUCAUACUUCAUUGACAUUUCCCAACCAAACCUUCGAAAUGUGAUCCUUAUUCCGCUGCCCCGAAAGAUUAUCAGGAAGAAAUAAAUGUUUAGAUAAUAUACAAUAAUUAAAUACUAAAACAUUUUUUAAAAAUUAUUUUGUUUUUCUUUGACAGCAUACAUUUACCUCGAACGUCAAUAUUUUUUAUUUUUUUGACCAUACACGGGGAAGAAUAUUUUGAAAAGAUUUGGCUUAAAAAUUAAUUUUUGAGUGUAAAGAAAGAAUGAAAUAAAACUUUAAAAAAAUGGAAAAUAUGCUUUGACUUGUAAAGAAUUGAUGCACAUCUAUAAACUUUCAUUAUUUAAUUGAAUUAGUUUCAAUAUUUUAAUGAAAAAGUUUAUUCUUUUUAAUACAUGUUAAAAAUAUGUACUUCGUUAAUACAUCUUUCUCUAUUUUUGCGGAGCCUUUAUUUCUUUCUUUUUUUUUUUUUUUUUUUUCCUCCAUUUUAUACCCCUUUUUUUUUUUUUUUUUUUUAAAUAUGUACUUCGUUAAUACAUCUUUCUCUAUUUUUGCGGAGCCUUUAUUUCUUUCUUUUUUUUUUUUUUUGCUGCCUCCAUUGUAUACCCCUUUGACUGUUUUUUUUUUAAGACAUGUUCAAGGGACAGUAAGUUAAACAGUAUUUAACCCAAAUUACGUUGAGAGUGAAUUAGCAACCAAAAAAACAAACUUAUAAUACAUAAUUGUUUUCUAUUAUUUCAAAUAUUAACGUUGAUUUAAUUUGUUAUAACGUGAGACACAUUUUCUUUUUCAGUCUCCCCCCCCCAGUGUUUUAACAUGUAAACAUUAACUACAUCUACGAACAAUAUCAUAGGCUGACCUAUGUCUGAAGAAUACAGAACUUUUUUAAACGGCGAUUUUUGAUAUAUAUUUUAAAUCAUUAAUUGUAAUUAUAUAAAUAAUUUCCAAAUCGUAGUUAUGGUAACUAAACAAAUGUUUAGUAAUUAGAAAUGCUUAGCAGACUAAUCAAAAUGAUGCAAAUACCACAUACAUUUUCUAAACAAAUAUGCUUGUGGAUAUUUCUAUGUAAAAUAAAUUAUUUAUUCAAACACUUUCCCAAGUUUUAGAUGGUUAAAAAUACUUUACAAAUAAGAUUACAUCUGUUUCUAUUUGUCAAGUUGUGUACUGUCAGUUUGUUUAGUUGUCUAACACCAAACCCUCAACCAUGCUACUGUGCUGUACGGAAAGGGGAUGUAUAUGAAAUAGUUGCUAACAAAACAGCAACUCUCGCUUACAGUCGGGCUAUGAUCAGGAUUCAGUGGCAUAGUAGUUCUGGUGUUAGGAUUGUUAGCAACCAACUACAACUACCUACAAUAUAUGGUAAAUAUUAAAUACAUUCUUACUUUAUUUUUAGAAUAUUUUUAAAUAUGUUAUGAAUUAAUAUGUUAAUUUUUUUAAAACAUUAAUUCACCUUUUAAGUUGUAUUUUUAAAAACAGUCUUAUUUAUUCCAUACAUCUUUCAGUUAUUGUAUCAUUAUUAUUUUUUUUUUUUUGUUCAAAAUUUUAUUUUUAGCAAUUAAAUUAAUCAAAGACUUAAUUGUUGAGUAAAGUUAAGUAAGGAUUUAUAUUACUCUUAAAUAUAUGAACUUAAUCUAAUUGUUACCUUACGGUCUUUGAUAUUAAUAGUCAACUUUAUUUAAAGAGAACAUUAUCAUUAGCUUAAUCAGCACAUUUUACACGUGGUAUCUUUCGUUUGGUCGCACUCUUUCAUUGUAAACUGGUUUUUUUUUUUAUUUUGGAUGUUUUCUUCUUUGCAUUUAAAUAUGAUGGGUUUUUUAAAAAAUUUUAAUACAUAUAUAUAUAUAUAUAUAUAUAUAUAUAUCCUUUUUGAGAAAUUCAUCAAGCUGAGAAUUAUGUGACAGCAUUUGUGAAUAUUGUUUUUUUAUUUGUUAAAUUAAAAUGCUUGUAUUUUUAAUUUUUUUUUUUUUUUCUUGAUACGUUUAUAAAAUAAAUUGAUCAAUAUUGACAAACUUAAAGAUGCAGAAAAUGAAUUUUAUAUAAAAAGGGCAAUGUCUUAUCAUUUUAAUAAGGCAAUGAUUUUCUAGAUUAUCAAUAAGACUUGUUAAACGUUCAUUAGGAUUUCGUCAAACUUGCAUUGUUAUAUGUUUAGUGACAAUUAAACAAAAAAUAAUUUCAACAUAUUUUAUAUACAAUAAAGACAAAAUGUAGAAACAUUUUCUUAUCAAUUUUAUUUUAUUUAUACUAUUGGAACAGACCUAGCAAAAGUUUUCUUUCUUUCCCAGAUGUAAAUGCUGUGACAACCAGUGUGACAAUAAAUGAUGCUUACAUGUCAUGUCCAACAACAGUUACCUUUGGAUCAGUUUUCAAGUUUCAAUGUCUAAAUGCUCCAAGUCCUUGUGAAGUAACGAUUUCUCUAAAUGGAAAAGUGGUAGUAAAAAGUGAACACAUUGCUACAUACAUAGUGCCUACCAAUCUUACAUUAAAUUCGCGUCACAGUUUUACUUUUUCUUAUUCGGUUUGUGGAGGACAUGUAAAGUCUACCACAUGCCAAAUUACAAUAGUAACAAUUAUUGGUUGAAAACAUCUCUAAUGCACAAUGCAAAUUGUUAAAAAAAUUGCAAUUUGAUAUGUGGAGUACUUUGCUAGCAGGAAUAAUAUUAUUAUCUUAACAGUUUCAAGAAUUCAAUAUUUAAAGGAGAGACUUAUCUUAACAAAAGAGAUGUGUUCAUUUUUUUAAAGGAUUUUUUUUUUCGAUACAACUUUUUUUCAUUAUGAUUUUAUUCUCAUAAAGUGUUAUAAAAUCUUUUAGGCUGCAAAUCGCAAAGUGUGUUUGUCUAUGAAAUUCUAUUUAUAAAAGAUUAAUUGGGUUCAGGCAAUUUAAACACAUUUACGUAUUACAAUCAUCAAUAAAACAUACGCUAAAAAGAUAUAUGUACACAAUUGUUUAUAACAUCCUGCUUUUGUUUGGCUUAUUAGUGAAACUUUUCAGGAGAGUUAUGGUUUAGUGUUUUUUUCUAUUUUGCUACUAAGUAAAGUUAAGUUAUAUG